This is a messenger RNA of Esox lucius (northern pike), 1499 nucleotides long. It is a transcript of the gene c1ql2, whose product is annotated as complement component 1, q subcomponent-like 2. Lineage: Eukaryota; Metazoa; Chordata; Actinopteri; Esociformes; Esocidae. The transcript has 2 exons. The record is from RefSeq and is a predicted model, not a curated record. The coding region runs from base 324 to 1112 and encodes 262 amino acids. Gene Ontology annotation, molecular function: protein binding.
UGUUCAGCUCGGAGAUCCAGCGCGUGUCCAGCCAUGCCAAAACGAAUACUUCCCCUGUCAACUCUGUGAAGCGUAGUGUUACUGGCACGGCGUUAAGCGCCCCAAGGUGAACUAGGCUUAAGGUUACAACACAUUUGUUGUUUUCAUUUUUUCUAAUCCUGGAAUAAAGUGAUUCCUUUCUGGUGCACUUGCUUUUUCUACAGUGAAUUUUAGAGCACUUACAGCCUUUCACCAUUACUUCCCAAAGCAAAACAGACUUUCUAACGCUUGCUUCUCGGACUCUCCAGAGGAAGCGUGUCGUUGCUGCUGUGGUUGGCAUCGUUAUGGUGUUAGCUAUUAUCAUAGCGAUACCGCUGCUGGUCCAUGCGUCCAAGACCGACGCGCACUACGAGAUGAUGGGCACCUGCCGGAUGAUAUGUGAUCCAUACAACCCGAAACCCAGCGCCAAUGCUUUGGAAGUCAUGCAGGACCUGAGCGCCAUCCCAUCCCCGGCGUUUUCUCACGGGACUAAAGGUGAGCCUGGUCGGCCUGGGAAACCCGGACCGAGAGGUCCGCCCGGCGAACCAGGACCACCCGGUCCAAGAGGACCCCCGGGGGAUCGGGGGGACUCUGGGAAACCGGGCUAUCCCGGGCUAACCACAGGGGCGUCAGCAGAGGGAACAGUGAGCAGUGCUAGGACCGAGAAUGGCGAGGACCGAGACUCCGCAAUCGGUGGCACAAAAAUCGCUUUUUAUGUCGGUUUGAAAAACCCUCACGAGGGAUACGAGGUGCUAAGGUUCGACGACGUGGUAACAAACCUAGGGAAUCAUUACGACCCGUCUACAGGCAAGUUCACGUGCCAAGUGUCCGGGAUCUACUACUUCACGUACCAUGUGUUAAUGCGUGGAGGCGAUGGGACAAGCAUGUGGGCAGAUUUGUGCAAAAACGGACAGGUCCGUGCAAGUGCGAUAGCCCAGGACGCAGACCAGAACUAUGACUACGCCAGCAACAGUGUGGUUCUUCAUCUAGACUCCGGGGACGAGAUCUACAUCAAGCUGGACGGAGGCAAGGCGCACGGGGGAAACAACAAUAAGUACAGCACGUUUUCCGGUUUCAUUUUGUAUCCGGACUAACCAGCUUCCCAGACAUGCAGGGCUGUGAACUCUGCUCUCAUUAUUAGACUCUAUCAUACCUAGAGCAAGUUGCCCACUGUCCGGGCGCCCUGUAAGCGGAUAUUUGUCAUCUGUACCUGUGGGUUUUGGUGCGCCAAAACAUAGAGAUGGCCGGUAAACAGAACACAUUUCGGUGUGAUGUGACAUUUUUUGCUUGAAAGUCUGUGUUUCAACUCAAGCUAUAUAGCCUAUGUAUGUGUAACCAAAAUAAGGAACAAAUAUCAAAAUAAGGAGCCAGAUGUCAUAUGAAUUCAUCGAGGUCCGUAUGUUACAUGUUUUAUGUCUAGUUUAUUUCAGUACACUACGUCCAUUGAAAUUAAAUAUUUCAAUAAAUUAUGUUUUCUACUA